Micropterus salmoides (largemouth bass) is the source of this 1997-nucleotide messenger RNA. Its product is annotated as deleted in malignant brain tumors 1 protein-like. The coding region runs from base 70 to 1095 and encodes 341 amino acids. The transcript has 5 exons. Lineage: Eukaryota; Metazoa; Chordata; Actinopteri; Centrarchiformes; Centrarchidae. Gene Ontology annotation, cellular component: membrane. The record is from RefSeq and is a predicted model, not a curated record.
GGAAGGGCAAGCUCUUUCAGAUGUUUCGGUGCACUGCAGUUUUUAGUUAAUCUGUGCUGGUACCGAUAAAUGACACAGAGCAGCCGUCAUGUCAGCUAUGGGAGCAUACAGCAGAGAAACAUUCGUUAUUUGGCCCUUAUCUUUUUCCUCCUGACCGCUUCUUCACCUGCUGCAGAUGGUCAGAUCAGACUAGCUGGGUCCGGGUCUACUCGGUGCUCUGGAAGAGUUGAAAUCUAUCACAACAACACCUGGGGAACAGUCUGUGAUGACAGCUGGGACUUAAAUGAUGCUGAGGUGGUGUGCAGGGAGCUGGGCUGUGGUGCAGCACUGAGUGCCCCUCAGUCGACCUGCUUUGGUGAAGGAACCGGUCAAAUCUGGCUUGAUGAUGUGGCCUGUUCAGGAAGUGAAAGGUCUCUGACUCAGUGUCGGCAUGGAGGAUUUGGGAAACACAACUGUGGACAUGGUGAGGAUGCUGGAGUGAUCUGUUCAGAGAGCCUCUCAAAGCCCAGCAUCUCCAUGAAUCCUGCUGGUGAGGUUACCUGGGGUCAGGACGUCAGCAUCACUUGUUCCAUCUCAACUCAGCAUUCAGGUGGAACAUUCCUCCUGCAGCAGACCUCAGGCUCCUUCAGAAAGACCAAAACAUCAAGUACCAACUCUGCUACCUUCAUUAUACCUAAAGUGAACUUUGAUAACGAAGGAUCGUACCAGUGUCAGUAUCAGACAAGUGUUUCCAGUCGAAACUUCAGCUCCCCUUUAAGUGACUCUGUCAGACUCUCUGUUACUGAGAGCCUCUCAAAGCCCAGCAUCUCCAUGGAUCCUGCUGGUGAGGUUACCUGGGGUCAGAAAGUCAGCGUCACUUGUUCGAUCUCAACUCAGCAUUUAGGUGGAACGUUCAUCCUGGUGAAACUCUCCAGCUCAUUCAGAACGACCCAAACAUCAAGUACCAACUCUGCUACCUUCGGCAUCUUGCAAGUUCAUUUUGCCAAUGAGGGAUCGUACCAGUGUCAAUAUCAGACAAGUGUUUCAAGACGAGACUUCAGCUCCCCUUUAAGUGACUCUGUCAAACUCUCUGUUACUGGUAAGACAAACAAUUAAUAAAGUUAAUACAACAAAUAAGUGAGAAUAGCAAUUGCAUUAAUAAAAGUACAGCCAUAUGGUGAGACCAUUAAAUCUAACUCGACCAGCCAGUGGAUCCUAUUUUUGCACCCGCUCUGACCUAACUUGUAACUUCACUUUUCACUACGAGGCUGAUCAGAAAUAAGAUGGGAAUCAGGUGAGUGAGUGGAAAGGUCAGGUGAAGGGAAUGAAAGGGUAUCUGCAGGGCAGCAGGGAGUGAAAGGGUCUGUAAUGUCAGGGAGAGUGAACCUGCUGAAGUCGUGACAGCCACUGUGUUUAUCUGUUACUGGUAAGACACAUAAAUUAAAAAGUAAAUACAACAAUUAACCUACAACCCCAAUUCCAAUGAAGUUGUGUAAAACGUAAAUAAAACCUGAAUACAAUGAUCUGCAAAUCCUUUUCAACCUAUAUUCAAUUUAACACACUACAAAGACAAGAUAUUUAAUGUUCAAACUGAUAAACUUUAUUGUUUUUAGCAAAUAUUCACUCACUUUGAAUUUGAUGCCUGGAACACAAUCCAAAAAAGCUGGGACAGGGGCAACAAAAGACUGGGAAAGUUGAGGAAUGCUCAAAACACACUUGUUCGGAACAUUCCACAGGUGAACAGGUUAACUGGAAACAGGUGAGGGUCAUGAUUGGUAUAAAAGGAGAAUCCCCGAAAGGCUCCGUGAUUCACAAGCAAGGAUGGGGUGAGGUUCACCACUUUGUGAACAACUGCGUCAGCAAAAAGCCCAACAGUUUAUGAACAUUUCUCAACGUACAAUUGCAAGGAAUUUAGGGACAUCAUCAUCUACGCUCCAUAAUAUCAUCACAAUCCAAAAUAAUUUUAUCAUUAAAGAAGCUCAUGAAGUCGUAACUACUGAGAGCUAUGGGAAUACUUG